CUUUAUCCAAAUAGAAAGUGGACCAGGACUGCAACAUUUUGAAAAUGAAGAAUGCUGAAUUUGGUUCUUUUACUGGCUGACACUGUCUCAUGUAUCCAUGGGUGUUCACAGGCGACAGAUCAACGUGAUCUUGGUAUGCAUCCGGAUUCAUAGGUCUUAUGUUGCUCAUUUCUAAUAAUCAGUUAAUUAUGUGCUUGCUUAUAGUACCUGGAAUAGUCCAAUCCGUGAAGACAGAGAAUAUCACCUCCACUUCGUUAUCUCUGAGCUGGGAGAAACCAGAUGGAAAUGCCAGUUCAUAUUUCAUCCACAUUCUCGAAGAUCCAACUUUCAACAAAACUAUUAACAUACCUUCAUAUAUUAUUGAAGGCCUAACACCUGGAAACUAUUACACCUUUAUAGUAUUUGCUCAGGUUGGGGAAAACCAUGUACAAGGAGAUAAUAUUAAUUUCCCAGUACAAACAAGUAAGUAAUUAGUUAUGAUUACUACUAGGGAUGAGCUUUGAGUUUGAG
Rana temporaria (common frog) is the source of this 510-nucleotide messenger RNA. RefSeq names its product receptor-type tyrosine-protein phosphatase eta-like. Gene Ontology annotation, molecular function: protein binding. NCBI's taxonomy places the organism in Eukaryota, Metazoa, Chordata, Amphibia, Anura, Ranidae. The transcript has a single exon. The record is from RefSeq and is a predicted model, not a curated record. Bases 159 to 470 code for a protein of 103 amino acids.